AUGGUAAAGAGUUUAGUCCUUCUUCUCUUUACAUUACUCAGCCUAGCAUGUGCCAUCAACAAUAAAUUCCUUGCAGAUAAAAUUCUUUCAGCUGAUGGAAACCCGUAUGUGGUUACUAAAGUUACUACUUCCACAUAUGGGAUUGUUGCAUUAGCUCAACUCUCCUUAACCAGUUAUCAAGCAGCUUCGGAACAAGUCAUCCAGAGCCUCACAAUCUCAAUUCAAUUCGACACUAAUACUCGAGUUAGAGUCAAAAUCACUGAUACUGAUAAUGAAAGGUGGGAAGUUCCUAUAUCAAUCCCCUCUUAUACUCCAUCAGGGCAAAAUCUUCAAUACACGAUUUCUCCUAUAGUGGAAGGCCCUCUCUCUAUACAAAUUACAAGAAAUUUAGACAAAAAGGUUGUCUUUAACUUAAAAACACUGCAUAUACAUUAAAAUGGCAUGGCGAGCCAACCCAUCCUAUUAUGUGUUGCAAUAAUUGCUUAUUGGGCUCAAUCAAACUAACACAUAAUAGCACCUUUAGUUUGGGUAAUCCAUGAAUCUUGUGGAAGAGAGGUUGGCUUCGAUAAUAUGCAUCCGGCCAGAUUUGAGUUUGUUCGGUAAAGCGCGGUGUCUGGGUCCCGACGGCGUGCUCACAUCCAGGCCAGGUUUUAGCUCGAAGAAAGAUGGAACUCGGAGUUGGAAAUAGAAAACUAGCAAAAUCAUUGGGCAAACUGUGCAAUUUCCUAAGCUAUAUCGGAGUAGUGCUUUUUGCUAAAGUUUCACCUUGGCUCCCAUCCCUGUCAGAAAACUCGAUUUUUUAUUUUCUGGAAAGGCACUGGGGCCCAUCCUGCUGCGCUCCAGCUAGUGUGCGGGCCCAUUUCUGAGAAGUAUAGCUAUAGUCAGACGGCAGGUAGUUGCGAAUCAAUGCAGAGAUAAAUGCAAUUUGAGAUAUCACAGGGAGCUUUUCAAUAAUCUUAUCUAAGAACUAAGACUUAAACCCAGCUCAGCCAUUCUUCUAUAAUAAUCAAGAUAUAGGAUUUUCUAAUUAUGUAGGAUAUCCUAUAAGUGUUAUAGGGCUCGGCGAAAGAGUUUCAACUUUUGUGCUGGCUCAAGGAACUUAUACUCUAUAUUCACGUGACAGAGGUUCACCUAUCGAUACCGGAAGUACGCCGGACUCAAAUAUGUAUAGUUCUCAGCCAUUUUACCUUGCAAUUGACGAUGACCUCGCUGCUCAUGGAGCUUUAUUGCUGAACUCCAAUGCGAUGUCAGCAACAGUUGGGGAAAAUUAUGUUGAGUUUAGAACUACUGGAGGAAUUAUUGAUUUCUAUGUAUUCGUUGGCCCAGAGCCAGAAGCCGUGAUAAAUCAGUAUCAUGACCUCAUUGGCUAUCCCGUUUUAACUCCUUGGUGGGGCUUAGGAUGGCACCAAUGCCGAUACGGAUUCCAAAACAUUUCGGUUGUUGAAGAAGUUACCAAUGAUUACACUUACUAUGACAUUCCUCUAGAUGUCAUGGAACAGAAGCAAAAUGGUGACGUUGACAUGAGGUGCACUCCCAAUGGAGCAGGUCAGACCCUUCCUGAUGAAGCUGAAAAUAGAGCCUUUGUCUAGACCUUCAGGUUUGGGGAAACCUUACCGAGAGGUAAGUAAGUUUUGUUUCUCCUCCAAGGUUUCCUGUCCCUCCCAGAUGGGCUAGACAGGCUUUUAUCUCUCACGCAGUUUUCUUCUAUUCGGACUAUUGGGUAACCCUGCAGAGGCUCUAACCUAUGGAGCUGAUCCUUAGGUUAGGCAAGUUUCGCCAGAAAAUUCAAGAGGGUGGAAUUUUGGUUGGGCCUUACACCAUUUGCAUUAAGGAGUAUAUGUACCCAGAAUAGGCUACCUUUCCUGGAGUCAAGGUAGUCCUCUUGUAUGUUUCAGCUUAUGUCUAUAUAAAAGUUUUAACUUUAACAUUAGAUGUCAUGUGGAUUGAUAUCGACUAUAUGAACGAAUUCCAAGAUUUCACAUUAAAUCCUGUAACCUACCCUCAAGCAAACUUCACAAAAUGGAUAAACCAGCUCCACUCAUCGAACAAGCAUUUUGUUCCUAUUACAGACGCAGGAAUUGGUGUAAAUCCAUCAUAUCAAGCCUAUUUGGAUGGAUUGAAGCAAAAUGUUUAUAUUCAAAGCGCUUACGUUUCUGGGCCCACUCAAGGUGUAGUUUGGCCAGGAACUUCAGUAUUUGUUGACUUUUUCCACCCAAAUUCUACCAAUUUUUGGUUUAACCAGAUCCUGAAAUUUGAAAAAUUGACCUCUUUUUCAGGAAUUUGGAUUGAUAUGAACGAAGCCAGUAAUUUUAUUAACGGAGAAGUUGGGCAUUCCCCCUCAAUUAUUACCAACCUAACUAUGCCUUAUACUCCAGGGGAAGAUGUCAAUAUGAGAUCAUUAGAUGUAGCUUCUAAGCACUAUGGAGGUUUACUUGAAUAUGAUGUCCACAGCUUAUUCGGGUUUACAGAAACAAUAGCCACUUAUAGAUAUUUUGAAGUCUAUAAUCUGAGGCCUUUUAUUAUCACUAGAAGCAGCUUUGUAGGAACUGGAAGAUAUGCAGGCAAAUGGUCAGGGGACAAUAAAUCAUUAUGGCCAUUCUUGGAAUACUCUAUUACUGGGAUUUAUAAUUUUGGUAUGUUUGGUAUACCGUUUUCUGGAGCAGAUAUUUGUGGAUUUCAGCUUAAUACGACUGAAGAAAUGUGCGCGAGAUGGACUCAGCUUGGAACUUUGUACCCAUUUUCGAGGAAUCACAACGGGAUUGAUAGUAUUGACCAAUAUCCGUGGUCAUUUGGUUCAGAUCUAUUAGAAACUUCAAAGUUGGCGAUCAGGAAUAAAUAUUGGCUGAUGCUUUAUUUUUCUACUGAAAUGUUCAAAGUAAGCCAAAAUGGAGGAAUUUUCUUUAAACCAGCAUUUUUUGAGUAUCCUGAUGAUGCUAACUUAUUAAAUAAUAGCUCAGAGCAUUUCAUGCUUGGAAAAGGACUUAUUGUGCAUCCUUGCUUAUGGGAAGGAAUUGAUGGUAGAGUUUCAUAUUUCCCAGACGAUAUUUGGUAUAAUCUUUAUAAUGGGAAUAAAACUAUAUUAGAUGCGCAAAAUUCGGUGUAUCUAGAUAUGACACUUCCAGGAGAUAUUCCUAUUCAUGUCAGAGGUGGGCAUAUAAUUCCUACUUUGGACACUUCUAAGACUGUUCUUGAUGUCGAAACACUUAGAAAAUCUCCUAUUACUCUUAUUGUUGCUCUAGAUCAAAAUGGAAAAGCUCAAGGAGAUGUUGUUUUCGAUGAUGGUGUUUCAUUGGACACAUUAAGUAGAGGCCAUUACACUCAAAUUCACUAUAAUUACUGGAACAAAAACGCAACGACAACAGUUUUAACUAUUCAAACAGUUCAUAGGGGAUAUAAGAUGAUUCAAGGGGAAUUUCCAUAUAUUUCGAGUAUUGUAAUAUAUGGCAUCAAUAGAAAACCUCAGAGUGUCAUAUUUUAUAGCGGAGGGACUUACACUCCAUUAUCUGCAUCUAUAAGUCUAGAUGUUGGAGACUCAGUUUGCACUAUCUGGUUUUCUUCCCAAAUAUCUCCAGACCGUUAUGAUGGCUUUAUCUUUAAUUUCGGUUCUCAAUAA
Blepharisma stoltei is the source of this 3613-nucleotide messenger RNA. The record is from the annotation of a GenBank genome assembly. Lineage: Eukaryota; Ciliophora; Heterotrichea; Heterotrichida; Blepharismidae.